Messenger RNA from Colletotrichum karsti, 1914 nucleotides. RefSeq names its product extracellular elastinolytic metalloproteinase. Bases 1 to 1914 code for a protein of 637 amino acids. The transcript is spliced from 7 exons. NCBI's taxonomy places the organism in Eukaryota, Fungi, Ascomycota, Sordariomycetes, Glomerellales, Glomerellaceae. Gene Ontology annotation, molecular function: zinc ion binding; metalloendopeptidase activity. The record is from RefSeq and is a predicted model, not a curated record.
AUGUACCGCUCAAUGAAGUCCCUGGCCCUACUUGGCCUUCUGGCCCCGGCUUACGCCCACCCGGCCAGCGGUCAUAAGUCGACGCUCGCUCGCCGCGGCGUUGACAUCGAGUCGUUCCGUCUUCCCCAGCUCGGCUCUUACACCAACGCGACCCAGACGGAGACGAGCCCGCCCAUCGCGCUUCUCAAGCGUCAGAGCUACGUCGACACGGCCACUGAGCUUGUCAAGAAGCUCGCUCCCAACGCUGAGUUCCGCGUCGUUGGAGAUCACUACGUUGGCACCAAUGGCAUUGCCCACGUCAACUUCAAGCAGACUGCUCACGGACUCGACAUUGACAACGCCGACUUCAACGUUAACAUCGGCAAGGAUGGCAAGGUUUUCUCUUUCGGCAACAACUUCUUCUCCGGAGAGAUCCCUGAGGCCAGCCCACUGAACAAGAGGGAGUUCAAGGACCCCGUCUCAGCUCUUAACGGCGCCAAGGAUGUUCUCCAGCUGCCCGUUGAGUCCGCCGAUGCCUCCGCCGAGGCCAAGGAGGGCAAGGAGAUCUAUGCGAUCAAGGGAACAAGUGGUGCUGUCGCUGAUCCUGAGGCCAAGCUCGUCUACUUGGUCAAGGGUGAUGGCAAGCUUGCCCUCACCUGGCGUGUUGAGACUGACAUUGUCGACAACUGGCUCCUGACUUACGUCGAUGCUGAGACCAGCGGUGAAGUUCACGGCGUUGUCGACUAUGUCUCCGACUUGGCGAACUACCGCGUCUACCCUUGGGGCGUUAACGACCCUACCGAAGGUAGCCGCUCACUUGUUACCGAUCCCUGGGACAUCGCCGCCUCCGAGUUCACUUGGCACAGCGACGGCCCGGGAUCCAACUACACGACGACCCGUGGCAACAACGCUAUUGCGCAGUCCAACCCAAGCGGCGGAAGCUCCUACCUCAACAACUACCGUCCCAACAGCCCUUCCCUCAACUUCGACUACGAGUACUCCACGAGCCUAACGACCCCGUCAACCUACAUUGAUGCAUCGAUCGCACAGUUGUUUUACACGGCCAACCACUACCACGACUUGCUUCACGAGCUUGGCUUCAACGAGCGGGCUGGCAACUUUGAGAUCAACAACAACGGUGCAGGCGGCGCCGGCAACGACUACGUCAUCCUCAACGCCCAGGAUGGAUCCGGUACCAACAACGCGAACUUCGCUACGCCUCCUGAUGGACAGCCCGGACGCAUGAGGAUGUACCUCUGGACGACCGCGACUCCCCGCCGCGACUGCAGCUUCGAGGCCGGUGUCGUUAUCCACGAGUACACCCACGGCCUGUCAACUCGUUUGACUGGUGGCCCGGCCAACUCCGGCUGCUUGAGCGCUCUCGAAUCCGGUGGUAUGGGUGAGGGCUGGGGUGACUUCAUGGCCACCGCCAUCCGCCUCAAGCCUGCCGACACUCGUGCCAAGGACUACUCGAUGGGAGCUUGGGUUAACAACAACCCCGCCGGUAUCCGUUCUGUCCUCUACUCCACCUCUUUGACCACCACUCCCAACACCUACUCCACCAUCAACGGCCUCACUUCUGUCCAUGCCAUUGGAACCACAUGGGCGGUGAUGCUGUACGAGGUCCUCUGGAACCUGAUCGACAAGCAUGGCAAGAAUGACGGCCCUCGCCCUUCAUUCGACGCCAACGGUGUCCCCACCGACGGAAAGUACCUCACUCUCAAGCUCGUCAUCGACGCCAUGGCUCUGCAACCCUGCUCUCCCAACUUCAUCCAGGCCCGUGACGCCAUCCUCGACGCCGACACUGCUCUUACUGGUGGUGACAACCAGUGCGAGAUCUGGACAGCCUUUGCCAAGCGUGGCCUUGGUUCCGACGCCGUCUACAGCUCCUCGAACCGCCGCAAUGGCUUCACGAUCCCCACUGGCGUCUGCUGA